UAGGAGUAGCAUUUUUUGCAGCGGCAGCUUGAGCGACGCAUGCAGGCGGUGGAGUAGUAAACUACGUGUAGAUGCGCUGGAGAUGAUGCAAUUUGUGCCCACUGUGAUAGUCAGGGCGCAUAGAAAGGCAGUACACGGAAACCAGAAGAAGUUUUGGUGAGAAAUAACUGUGAGCGGUGGAAUCUUUCUAAUUUGUUGCAACGGCGCUGUCCUGUGAGAGAGGAUUGUUAGUUUGGGCGCAGGUAGAGGGCAGCAUGAUGCUCGUAAAGAACACGCCUACAGCAGCUCAGGUUCGGUGUUGCUAUUUCCUGUCAGCAGCACCUUGGGUGCAUCGUCCCUAGCCAGUCGUACUGGGAAGCCAGACGCCUUGUGCUUGUGCGCUCUCUAUUUCCCUCUCCACGAACCUUUCUCCGCUACAGUGAAGGAGUAACAAAUAGAAGAGGAAAUGACAUUGUCCAACUUAACCAGCGCAUCAGCUGGCGAAGCAAGUGUGUCGUCAGGUAACCGUACAGAUGGCACCAAUACUGGGAUGCUACCGACAUCAUCCACCCCAGCCACCCCCACUGUCACCACCGUUACGGUCUCGAGUGGUCAGCCUCUUGCUGUUGCUGUCAAACGCAAGCGGAAUCUGCCAGGUACUCCAGACCCGGAAGCCGAGGUGAUAGCUUUAUCACCAAAGACAUUGAUGGCCACGAAUCGAUUCGUGUGCGAAAUUUGUAACAAGGGGUUUCAGCGAGAUCAAAAUCUGCAGUUACAUCGGCGCGGUCACAACUUGCCGUGGAAGCUGCGGCAACGGACCAGCAAGGAGGUUCGCAAGCGCGUCUACAUCUGCCCUGAGCCCUCUUGUGUGCAUCACGACCCGUCGCGUGCUCUGGGCGACUUGACUGGAAUCAAAAAACACUUUUGCCGAAAGCACGGUGAGAAGAAGUGGAAGUGUGACAAGUGCUCUAAGAGAUACGCUGUUCAAUCCGACUGGAAGGCCCACUCUAAGACUUGUGGUACUCGAGAGUACCGCUGCGAUUGUGGGACCUUAUUUUCCAGGCGUGACAGUUUUAUUACCCACCGAGCGUUCUGUGAUGCUCUGGCAGAAGACAGUGCUCGAGUAUCUGCAGGAAAGCAAGGUGGUGGACAACCUGAUAGCCUCCUAGGUUCAGGUUCGUCAUCCAUGUCAGUCAUAGGUGCUCCUUCCUCUCCUCACGUGAAUAAUGUGGGUCGUAUGAAUGGGGAACCUUUGGCUUCCAUGGUUCCGUUAGCAAGUAGACCUGGUGGUAUGCCACAGUCUAUGGUGGGUUUGAGUGAUCUUGGUGAGAGUUGCCACCCUCUGUUGCCUCGUUGGGGUGCAACCUCUGGUUCUGGUCCUGCCUCAAAGACUGGCACUGGAUUGUCGCUCUGGUUAGGACCUGGCCCUGGUCCUGGUAAUCAGCAGCAGAUGCAUCAGCUGCUACCAGGAUCGGAUGGAAAUUCUUCGUUUUUAAUGCAGGCUCACAAAGGCAUGCAGGGUGGUGCAGGUCUGCCUGGAAUGAUGAACACACUCGACUACGAGAUGCCACAGGCACCUCGACAUUCAAGUGGUCACCUUCCGUUGACACCCUCUGGAAGCCUGUUCGCCCACUUGCUUGCAUCUGGAAAUGGACAAGGACUUCAAGCAUCAAGUUCAUCUCAAAGUGGAGCUACUACUGGGAUGGAUAUAUCAGGAUUCUCAGAUUUUUCAGCAGCGGGAGCUAACCGUAUAGAUAGUGGAUCAGCCACCGCAGGGUUGUCCUCGACUUCCUCAGCUGGAAUGGCAAGCAACGCUUCUUCAAGGAGCACCAAUGGAGGUGGAAACCUUUCCUCAGUGUCACCACUUUUUAAUCCUCAACAUCAGCAACAGCAGCACACUGCUUCUGCUCAGAUGUCUGCAACAGCUCUACUGCAGAAAGCUGCUCAAAUGGGUGCAACUGCCAGCAACACCUCUCUAUUCCGAGGAUUUGGGCAAGGUGGCACAGAUUCAGACUCCAUGGGCAUCUGGCAGGGACAACGCCAAGAGCAGCAACCGCAGCAGCAACACCUGGCGCAGCAGCAGUCUCAAUCACAAUCCCAGCCACAACAACAUCAGCAUCAGCAGCAGGGAAGGACAGGUGAUCUUCCACUUAACAACAUGUCCAACAUGGGAAACCAACCAUUAAUGAGGCGGCCAGGUGAUUUGCAGAGUGUUUCACAAGGGCUGGGCGGCUCGUCGUUAGGGCAGACCAACAACUUUGGGGGAGUUCAAGGGAGACUGUCAGAGAGUUCCACUAACGUGCAAGACUUCAUGAACUCUUUAUCUGGAGGGGCUGGAAUGUUCGGAGGACCGUUUGGUAGUAUGCCCUCCAUGUUUGGACCUAGUUCUACAAACAUGGGAGGAAUGCUGCCACCCAGUACUCAUCGGAUGUCUCCGAGUGACGUUCUCGCUGGUAGUACGUUCCCUGGAGGAGGGCAAGGUGUGUUUCAAGGCAUGAGUUCUUCUUCAUCCUUGUUGCCAGGUCUUGGUGGUUCUUCUAGAGUGGAGAACGAUAGCAGCGACAGGUUCACGCGUGAUUUUCUGGGGGUGGGAGGAGCUUCGGGGAUUACAGCUGCUGGUGGAGGGAUGGGGCGUACUCUGUCACCGCGAGAUUUGGCUAGGAUCACAUCGCUAGGUCCAGGGGUAGACCUCGGCGUCUUCUUUAACCAACGAGAGAAUUUGCGAUCCGUGAAUGCUAGCGGUCAUUCUCCUGGGAAGUCAUGGGACCCCUCCACCUAGUGUGUGUGUUUUUUCCCUAUCUGGGUCUAAGCACUGUGGAGUGUGUGUGUGUGUCUCUUUCCCUGGUCAAGCAGAUUUUCUCGGUGACAGAUGCAAUUUUGAUUACAAUUAUUCAGUCCUUUUUUUUUUUCUUUUUUUUUUCCUUUUUUUUUCUCUUUGUAAUACAUGGCCGUCAAGGAGUGGCUUUUUGCAUAUGGGUGUUCCUCCCCUUCCUGCUUCAUGAGAAGGAUGUUGCGCAUGCCAUUUUGAUUGAGCAGCUCUUCGGUUCAGCUACUGAGUUGUAAUAUAGCCCCAUUCAGUUCUGCGAGUUUUUUCAGGCCAUUCCGUUGGGCUAGCUUAUGGCGCUAUUGGGGUCUUUUUUCUUUUUUCUUUUCUUUUUCUCUACCAUGUAACAAUUUUCUGCCCACAAUUAUAUGCUUUUUCAUUUCCUGGAA
Molecule: messenger RNA, 3192 nt
Organism: Physcomitrium patens
Lineage: Eukaryota; Viridiplantae; Streptophyta; Bryopsida; Funariales; Funariaceae
Product: zinc finger protein JACKDAW
Cellular component (GO): nucleus
Molecular function (GO): DNA-binding transcription factor activity
Source: RefSeq, a predicted model, not a curated record